Topomyia yanbarensis is the source of this 1825-nucleotide messenger RNA. RefSeq names its product nucleolar protein 56 (gene Nop56). Gene Ontology annotation, molecular function: snoRNA binding. NCBI's taxonomy places the organism in Eukaryota, Metazoa, Arthropoda, Insecta, Diptera, Culicidae. Bases 186 to 1691 code for a protein of 501 amino acids. The record is from RefSeq and is a predicted model, not a curated record. The transcript has 2 exons. Gene Ontology annotation, cellular component: small-subunit processome; box C/D methylation guide snoRNP complex.
AUUGACUUUGACAUAUAAUGCAGAACGUGCUCUGUGUUUCUGUACCAAUUCAAUUUUUUUGACUAUGCGAUCAACUUCGCAGUAAAACAAACUAAUAAAUAACUAUAAUUUGUUUUUUGUGAUUUGUGUUAGUGGUGACUAAUUACAUUCUUCGAUAUUGAUUGGCAAAACGUGGAAUUGGUGAAAUGGCGUUGUACGUGUUGUACGAACAUGCUGCCGGAUACGCGGUUUUCAGCGUCAAAGAGUUUGAAGAAAUAUCGAUGUUGUUGCCGCAGGUUGAGCAGAGUGUAACUGAUUUAUCCCGAUUCAAUUCUAUAGUAAAGUUACUGGGUUUUUCGCCGUUCAAAACAGCAGUUGCAGCAUUGGAAAAUGUAAAUGCUAUUUCGGAAGGCAUCGUGCCAGAAGAUUUGUCUGCCUUUUUAGACAGUGUCCUACCAAAAGCAUCCAAAUCAAACAAGUUUACGCUUGGUGUUGCAGAUCCUAAGUUAGGAGCCGCACUGGCUGAAGCAUUAAGUAUUCAAUGCUCUCAUAUUGGCGCCGUUCCGGAAGUUUUGCGCGGAAUCCGUCAUCAUUUCCCAAAACUCGUCAAAGGGUUUUCAGACAAAAGCGCUGCUGUGGCGCAGCUUGGUCUAGGCCAUAGCUAUUCACGUUGUAAAGUUAAGUUUAAUGUACAUCGAUCGGAUAAUAUGAUCAUACAGUCGAUUGCAUUGCUGGAUCAGUUGGAUAAAGAUAUUAACACGUUUUCGAUGCGGAUCCGUGAGUGGUACUCCUAUCACUUCCCAGAGCUGGUCAAAAUUGUGCCAGAAAAUUAUUUGUUUGCUAAAGUUGCACAUUUCAUUAAGGAUCGUAAAUCAUUGAACCAGGAGAGUCUUGAAGGGCUUGAGGAGAUCGUUAUGGAUUCUGAAAAAGCUCAGGCUAUAAUUGAUGCUUCCAAAAUGUCCAUGGGAAUGGAUAUUUCGGUAAUUGAUUUACUGAACAUAGAAAUGUUUGCCAAGAGAGUUGUAAAGCUGUCCGAAUACCGUCAGCAGUUAUCAGAAUAUUUACAUUCAAAAAUGACAAACGUUGCGCCGAAUCUGCAAUCUCUGAUUGGGGAUCAGGUUGGAGCCAGGCUUAUUUCGAAAGCUGGCAGCCUCACAAAUCUUGCUAAGUACCCUGCGUCGACAGUGCAAAUACUGGGAGCGGAAAAAGCCCUGUUUAGAGCACUGAAAACCAAAAGUAAUACACCGAAGUAUGGUUUGUUGUUCAAUUCAACGUUUAUUGGGCGCGCCAAUGCUAAAAACAAAGGUCGCAUUUCUCGCUUCCUAGCUAACAAAUGUUCCAUUGCGUCCCGUAUAGAUUGCUUUACUGAGAGUCCUAGCAACGUUUUUGGGGAGGCACUGAAGCAACAGGUUGAAGACCGUCUGAAGUUUUACGAAUCAGGCGAAACACCUCGCAAAAAUCUGGAAGUCAUGAAAGAAGCUAUGGAAGCAGCCGCUGCAGUCACUGCAGCUCAGUCUCAGAUGAGCGGAAAGAAGAAAAAGAAAAACAAAAAGCGUAAGCACGAGGAGGAAAAUGUCAACAGUGGUGCGGAUGAAACGCUUGACCAUACAGCUAACGGUAACGGAUUGAGUGUCGAAGCAGAGCCUGAUGUUAGUGACGAACCCAAGAAGAAGAAAAAGAAGAAAAACAAAAACAAAGACGUAGAUACAUAACAUGUUUACAAGAAAGCAUUUUGAAAAUUUAUAUUGGUUUAUAUUUUUCUUUUCCUUGAUUGUUCAUAGCAUAGCAUUAUUAUGUAAUGUUUAUCCUAUUUGAUUCAAAUAUAUUCUCACCCCUAUUAAAAUAU